Messenger RNA from Pectinophora gossypiella (pink bollworm), 1911 nucleotides. RefSeq names its product sorting nexin-20 (gene Snx21). The coding region runs from base 163 to 939 and encodes 258 amino acids. The record is from RefSeq and is a predicted model, not a curated record. Gene Ontology annotation, biological process: protein transport. Gene Ontology annotation, molecular function: phosphatidylinositol phosphate binding. The transcript is spliced from 4 exons. NCBI's taxonomy places the organism in Eukaryota, Metazoa, Arthropoda, Insecta, Lepidoptera, Gelechiidae. Gene Ontology annotation, cellular component: early endosome membrane.
UGCUCUUUGUCAUUGUCAACAAUAGUCGUCUGUGUACGACACGACUCAACCUCAUAUUAAUUUUAAUUGUAUUUCUUUGUUGUUAUCGUGAAAAAUACGCUUUGUUCGUUUAUAUCGUUAUAAUUUUCUCAUAAUUAAAAGUCAAUCCAAGUAGAAGUGAUCAUGUUAAAGUUUGAGAUAGUGUCGUCGCGUACUGUGGAGGGUGUGGAUAAAGAAAAGAAAUUCGUUGCUUAUAUGUUACAAGUACGGCACACGAAGGAUAACAAAGAGGUGGAAACCAGGUUUGACAAGGACCCCGCGAAUGUGGAACGCCGGUACACACACUUCCUAGACCUUUACAAUGGCUUAAAAAAGGACAAUCCCACUCUCUUGAACAAUGUGUCUUUCCCAAGAAAGAUGGUAAUGGGUAAUUUUGAUCCUAGUUUAAUAUCAAACAGAUGUGCAUCAUUUGAGUCACUGUUGGAACUGAUAGCCAAUGAUUCAAGGCUCAGGGAGUCCCCAGCAGCUCUAGCGUUUUUCAAGGAUGUAGAACUAAAUGAUGCCAGAAGACUUGUUGCUGAAAACAAGUUUGACCAAGCACUGUCUGUUCUUGAAACAAGCUUUAAAUUGUUAAAUAAGGUUUACACAGAUAGAUCUCGUGUAGUAUUAAGCGUACUAUGUCGUAUUGUGGCUUGUGCACCGGCAAGUGGUGGUGCUCUGGCGGGCCCGGUGGAAAAAUGGGCGCAGCUGGCACUGAGGAGAUAUGAAGCAGUCAGUGACUCCGACCUGUUACUUAUGUACGCACCACUGUUGCACACUUGCAUUUCUAUAUGGGAGACAUUAGGACGAGACAAAUCAAAGUUAGUUGAAGAACUGAAUGCUUUGCGUAAGAGAGGAAUGAAAGUGGAUUCUGUGCCCAGCCUUAUGGAAGCCAUUGAAAAUUUGGAAAUCGCCAUCUAGUGCAUCGUGACGGAACUACCACGUCUGGUCACAACUUGACAAGUUUAGCAUUUCAUAAUUCGUGCGGGUAGUAGGUACCAGAUGGCGCUACAGUCAAUUCAAAUGAAGGUAAAAUUAUAAAAAAGUAUUAAAUAGUAAAAAAUACCUACCCAUGGCAUUCUACAUUUGACAUAAUAAUAGUUUUAUACGGAAUUCUAAUUAAUUAUCAUAAGUAAAAAAUAUUGAAUGCAUAAGUAUAGUUAUAAAGUAUAAAUAUUUAUCCAUUUUUUAUUAGAAGCUAGAACUAGUUAGUCUGCUGGACCAACGCUAAUGCAGCUGUUUUAACAAAAACUAGAUAACAUAGUCGAUGUUCGUCGUGACAGAAGCUAAUUUAGAAAGUAAAUUGGUUUAGCUCUAACCAUCAUUUUGCUGAUUUUCUGGUAUGUUCUGGUAUGUUUUUAUUAAUCCUGCCUUACCCCCAUGUAGUUGAGGUUUUAUAUUAAAAAGAUGGUUUGAAGAUAAUGAGAAGAAACUGGAAAAGAAAUAAUAUAUGGUUUAGAAUAGGGCUACAUCGAAGCAUUUCGUCUAAAAAAGUGAUAUGGCUGUUUGACAUUUAUUUGCAUUACUUUUAUAUGAGCAAAUGUCAAAUUGCAAUAUUGUUUUUUUUUUAGAUGAGCUGCUUCGAGUGUGGCAUUUUUAAACUGAUACUGAAAAGUAUUCUUUUUUAACUCUAAUUUAGCUUCGUAUGCGCUGGACAGAGCUUUAGGAUAUUAAAUAUUAUUUACUUUAUACUGUCAUUUUUUCAUAGUUUUUGUUAAGUUUUAUGGAAUGUUAAUCUCAUUAGUUUUAAGGGAAGAUGUUUUUUAGCAAAUUAUUUUAAGUAUAGAUACCACUUUGAAAUCGCCAAAUAAUAUACAUUAUUAGCCUAUAGAUGUAACUAUGUCAUAUUAAAGUGAUCUUAAAUAAUCCCGAGUGCCUACAACAUACUACGUA